AUGAGUGUGAGCAAUGAAGAACCUGAAAUAAUCUCUCUUUGUGAUGAUUUGGUAGAAGACUUGGUGCAUGUUGAGCCGGAAAUAGUAGAAAAUCAAAAUGAUGUAGACUUGCCUAUGAAUGAUUUGAAUCAAUCUUUUGCAUCUAAAUGGCCUUUGGAACCAUGUCUUGAUAUGGUAUUCAAUGACUCAGAAGAUGCUCAUGCAUGUUAUAAAGCAUAUGCAAGGCGAAAGGGUUUUAACAUUCGAAUAAAUCAUAAACGGUCAUCCAAAGAAGAUAAAUCAUUGGUUGGAGUGGAAUACGUUUGUUGGAGGGAAGGGUUUCGUCAUAAAAGUUAUGAAAAUAAAGAAAGAAAAGGUCCAAAACCUGCAAAAACUAGAGUGGGAUGCAAAGCAAUGAUGAGUUUAAAGAAAAAAGAAGGAGCAUGGAUUGUAACUAAGUUUGUGGACAAUCAUAAUCAUGAACUUCUUACUCCUAAGAGUACAAGUUUGCUUCGAGGACAUAGAGUGAUAUCACGUGCCAAAAAAAAUCUUAUAGAUACACUCAAUGAGUUAGGUGUACCUACAAGGAAGAUACUGUCAGUGUUGAAUAACGAAUCUGGUGGUGACUAUAAUGUUGGUUUUGUAUAUGCAAUUCAAGUUGAUGAACAAGGGCGCAUGGGAAAUUGCUUUUGGGCAGAUGCUAGGUCAAGAACUGCAUACCAACAUUUUGGAGAUGUCAUUACUUUUGAUGCUACUUACUUAACAAAUUGCUAUGGGAUGCCUUUUGUUCCUUUUACUGGGAAUACAUGGUUGUUAAAGACUUGGCUUGAGGCAAUGCUUGGACGUGCUCCUUCUACAAUUAUCACAGAUGAUGACAAGGCUAUGGGUAAGAAAGUUCCAGAAAAAUUGGCUCAUAUCUAUAAUAAAUAUCCACUUUUUCAAGGAAAAUUUCAUCAUUGCAUUCAUGAUACAAUCACUAUUGAAGAGUUUGAGUUAGAAUGGAGUGAGCUUGUAGAGAAGUAUGGGUUGGGAGAUAAUGAUUGGCUGAUAAAUCAUUAUAUGCGACGUGAAAAAUGGAUUCCAGCUUAUUUACGUAGGAGCUUUUGUGCUGGGAUGUCUACAACUCAAAGGAGUGAAAGCAUGAAUAAAUUCUUUAAAGGUUAUGUUCGUUCAAGUACAAUGAUAAGUGACUUUGUGCAUCAAUAUGAGAAAGCCUUAAAUGCGCGUUAUCUGAAAGAGAAACAGCAAGAUGUAAAGACAAAAACUUCAGUGCCAAUUUUGAAAACAUGUUACAAGAUGGAAGGAGAGGCGGCAAAAGUUUAUACAAGAAAGAUGUUUAUAAAAUUUCAAGAAGAGUUAUUUUGUAGUCAAAAAUACAAGGCAUCCAAAUAUCGUGAAGAAGGAGUGAAGAAAAUAUAUAAAGUGGCACCUCAUGGGAAAGAAAGUCCAAUUUAUGAAGUGUUAUUUGAAAUUUCUAAGAAAAAAGCUAUUUGUACAUGCCAUAUGUUUGAAUUUGUUGGAAUUCUUUGUAGGCACAUCCUAACCGUUUUUGUGAAAAAAUCUCUUGUGAACUUUCUUCCUCCAUAUUAUAUUUUAGAAAGAUGGACAAUCAAGGCCAAGAAUAAUAUUAUACAUGACAUAUCUGGUGAUGUCAUACAAGUGGAGCCACAAAUAUCUUCCACUUUGAUGAGAAAUAGUUUAUUGCUUCAUUUUUUGGAAGUUGUAGAAGUAGGGUCACAAUCAAUGAAGAAAUAUGAACAUCUUGACCUAGCUCUACAAAAGGUUCAUGUGGAGCUUCUAGCCAUGCAUGAUGUUGAUGAUUUAGUAAGUUCUGAUAAUACUAUACUAAACAGCCAAGUAUUAUCAAGUAUUAUUAAAUUUAAUCUCAACUAA
Molecule: messenger RNA, 1872 nt
Organism: Quercus robur (English oak)
Lineage: Eukaryota; Viridiplantae; Streptophyta; Magnoliopsida; Fagales; Fagaceae
Product: protein FAR1-RELATED SEQUENCE 5-like
Exons: 4
Coding region: 1-1872 (623 amino acids)
Molecular function (GO): zinc ion binding
Source: RefSeq, a predicted model, not a curated record